Porites lobata is the source of this 16369-nucleotide messenger RNA. The record is from the annotation of a GenBank genome assembly. Lineage: Eukaryota; Metazoa; Cnidaria; Anthozoa; Scleractinia; Poritidae.
AUGGCUCUUCUUUUAAUUACACAUCUUUACUUUCAGAAAUCUGUACUGAGUCAUGGUUUUCCAGGCAUUCCAGGGUCAAAUGGCAUGCCGGGAAUGCCGGGCGCGCCUGGGCCGCAGGGGCCCCAGGGAAGAGAAGGUUCCAAAGGACAAAUUGGUGAUAAGGGAUCGCAAGGACUGCAGGGUCCAAGAGGAGACAGAGGGCGCGAGGGGCCUCCCGGGAAGAGCGGACCGCCAGGAAUUAUGGGAACAAAAGGUGAAUCGGGGCUUGAGGGAAUGAAGGGAGAGCAAGGCAUUGUGGGAAAUCAAGGAAAAAAAGGAGACAAAGGAGAGAAAGGAGAAAGCACCAAAGCAAGUCAAGCAAGUUUAGUACCACAAACCAACUGGAAACAAUGUGUGUGGAAAUCAGACAGCGGUACUGAUAACGGAAAGAUUAAGGUAAACAAGAAAAGCGUUAAAAGCUAAACACGAACUAUCUAAAAGUACCACAAAGGAUCAUCAUAGGUGGAAAGAGGUUUUUUGAGAUUUUAAAGCACAGCUAUGACCCCAACCUCAUUCCCUCAGCCAUCAUCCCCAGUCAACCUUUCUCCAGUUGGCAUUAAUUUUUGUGCUAUUUAGCAACAUUAGAGUUGCAGACAUUUUAAUCGUUUAUUUUUUGUUUUGUUUUCCAGGACUGUGCUUUUAACAAGUUGAAGUCGGAUACAGCGCUUAAAGUCUCAUUCCAGGGAAACAUGAGGGUCGAUGGUGAUAAUAAGUGUAGCCGAUGGUAUUUCAAGUUCAAUGGAAACGAAUGCAGCGGACCAAUGACGAUUGAGGCUGUUGUUUACAACAACUGGUCAUCUGGGAGAAAUGCUAAUCAGCUGCAUCAUCGGUCAUUUGAGGGGUACUGUGAAAACAUCCCACAAGGAACGGUUAGAGUGGAAUUAUGGGUAGGACAGUGUAGUGGCAACACCUUGGGUAAUGCUUACACUGGGUGGAAUUCAGUGUCCCGGGUAAUAAUUGAAGAAGUGUCCAGGCCCCAGUCCUAAUACGGCACUCUCUUUCUGAGAAAAGCUUAAUGAGCAAAUAUAGAAAAAUAUAAAGCACGAAUUUGUUAGUUUUAGCUUACUACUAAAGUCGUCGACAUGGUAGUGUAAGGUUCACAAUACUAACCCGAAUGUUAUUGCCAUCUGCAUGUGUAAUUAAUUUUUAAUCGUCACAUUUCAGAAGUUAUAGAUGCAGUAUUUUCAGUGCUCAGCAAUAACUUCAGGUUACCGUCAGGAGCCGAUUUCGAUGAGAUCGACUAUUUUCUGCAAAACAAAUAUGAAUUUGGGGUCGAAGUUUAAUCAUUUCAGUGAAAAAAAGAACAAAAAGAAAAGAGGAAAACUCCUCAAGUAAUCUUUUUCCAUUACAUCGAAUUUGGCUUCCAUAAGAAUUUUUUUUUUUCAAACUCUUCUAGAACAUAUAAUUACAUUUUGUUUCUCAAAUCUCUUUUGCUUUAUUUUAAUUUAUUCAUUUAUUUUAUAAGCGCUAAAAAAUUUGCGGUGCAGUCUAGAGUUACACGGCUUUGAUUUUAAAGCACGCUAAGCUUUGAUUUCAGAGUGUUGUUUUUAACCAGAUGCGCUGAAUCCUUCUUAAGGAAGGCAAAUUUAACUAGGGGAAAAUUCUGACUAAUUAGUUUACCGCUUUUGCAUUCCAAAAAAGAUGUUUGAACGUGAGAACGCUGAACGUAUAUGGUAAUCUGAAGUAACUGAGGUUUGCUUAAAGUAAGUUAAUAACUGGCUUGAAAUUGACCAAAUGUAGAGUAAAUAAUAAGAAACCUGAACUUCGCUGUUAUAUUCAUUGCAGUGGUUAAUCAGUGAUCAGUUGAAAGAAGUGGUCAUUAUUUUCCUUGUGGAAGAGUGUUUUUGUUAUUUUUUCCUUUUUGUUAGUGUAUUCUCUUCAAUCUGCAAGGCUUUCAUUAAAAGGCAAUUGGCCUAACGUUCAGCACAAAUUGUUUUUGCGUUGUUGCUCUUGCCUUCUUUUUAAAAUUAAAAGCCGCUAUUGUUCCUCAAUGUGAAAUUUGCCCAGCCCACCUCGGUCGAAAAUACCCCGGUCCACUGUUCGCUGAUUUUGGAUGGCAUACAAAAGUCGUCAAAGUCCCCGAUACCCUUAGCCUUUUCCUCCGUCAAAAACAUGAAAAUACCAAGAAAAUUCCCCACUAAGUUUGGUCGGUGGUGUCGGUUUACAUAGACUGGUGCGUAAUGUUUCAAUUUCUUCUACAUUCAGUCUCCUACACUCCUGUAUAUACCAUUAGCGUCUACAGGAAAAUUACACAUACCGAUCCUUACGCGGUUAUGCGACUGAUGACGCGUCUUGAAAUCGAAACAUUAAUGCCUGUGUCAAACAUAUAUCCCUUUUCUUUUGUAUAUCAUGGACAGCAAUUUGCCGCACGUUUUGUCAUAUCCCCCUGCGUCAAUCACACUGGGCGGUUCUGCGACUGGCGAGGUGUCUCGUGAACAAACCACUACUGUUUAAUUUGUUUCGAGCAGACACUUCGCUUCGUUUCUGUGUCAUGUGGCAGUUCUAUGCUAAUUUUGAUUUUUGUCUGUUUCUCUCCCUGGGCAAAGUCCAUUACUAACAAUUACUAAAACUUAUUGACAGAAGAGCACCGCCAAAAAGAUCAGCAUUUAAGGAAUGUGAAAUACUGAUUGGCUUAAAAUCAUGAUCAGAAAAAAAAAACAAUCUUAAGGGCUUGUUUAGCUGGCGCUAAAUCAAAAUUCUCAUGAUCAUUAAAGAAGAUUUAACAACACCCACCUAGAAGUGGAUACACGCAAAUUAGAAUAAAGUGACCCUAACUCUUUUUGUCCUUUUAGAAUUAGAAAAAAUAAUGACAAAAACAAACAAACAAACAAUACCAACACAAUCAAGAAAGAAAUAGUAUUGUCCAACUAGUUUCAAAGUUACGUGAAAAUUAUGGUAAUAUCUCUCCCAUCCUCGCACUUUUGAAGUAUGAACAUGAACGUAUAAUGAGAAGCUCUCAAACUUCUGUGAAAAAGCCGAACAAACAAAACGUGCAUGCAGGUGGGUAAUCACACCGGUCGGGUGAUUGAAAGAUGAAAAUUGAGAUAGAUACAUAGACACAAAAAUUAAUGUGUUUAUUAAAGUUUAGGUUUGUUCUGUACGUGUUUAUUAUUGAACUCCUUUCAAAAGGCCGGAAGUUUUUUAAAAGAGGCCUGAGGUCUGCUGGAUUAAAUUAUUGGUAUUUUCGAAAAGAAAAACAAAUGCUUAAGACAAAAUCAAUAGCUUUAAAUAUAAAUACCAUAAAAAGAAAUAAACAGAAACACAAGAUUAACUUAAGAUAUUCGCUUUUGACAAGCACAAAGCACGAAUCUCAUAAACGCUCAGUGUACUUUUACUUUCUCGUAAUGGCACAGUGUUUUGUGGUUUUGUUGAUUUUCUUUAUCUCUGGAGAAUCUUUUGGAACAACCACCUCACCCCAACAGCAAAACAUUCAACAGACAAAAGAUUUAUGCGAGGUAAGAAUUAGCUGUGUAGCUUCAGAUGACAAUUGUUGGCCUCCACGGGCAUUGCGUUAAACAUUGCAUGAAAAACAUUCAUCACUUGUUAUCAACAUUUUUCCAUGCUCUGAAAAACGUUUCCUCACUUAACAUACGGCGCUCGAGCUUACGAAUUGUGAAACACCCUUAAUUUGUUAAUUAAUGGAACCAAAGCGUCCAAUGCAUAGAUAAUAUUACGUCAAGCGUCGUUUUGCAUUCUCUGCGUUCUGAAUGGGCCGAAAAUUUCUCUUGUGACCUCGUCAAUAUCUUCUUUGCAUUGAUAAACUCGAUCUUGGAAUACUGUUCUGUCAUGAGGACAAAAAGCCUACUUGUCUAGGCUUUAUGUAAGUAAAAAAAGGUUGAUCAAGUCCGGAAAAAGGGAUUACGCAUUCUUUAAUCCUGAAGGUUCGCUAUAAUUACGCGAGAGUAAGAACGUAACAAGAAGGAAUCUUUCCCUCAAAAAUUGUGACCACUGUCGUCUCUCAUAGUUAAAUAUAGCCUUCAUUGAAAUUUUCCUUAAAAUUUUCCUUAAAAAAUAAAAUGUUGUUGCUGUUCAAUGUCAAGACUUCUAACUAUUUUUCAUGUAAUUUAACAGCAAUCAGGGUUAAAAUUGAAAUUGAAAUUAAAACACGAAAAGUCCAAAGACUACUGCAAAGCUGAUCAUAACAACGUGUAUUGUUUUUUUUUUUUUUUUUUUUUUUCAUAUAACAAUAUUUGGACUGGCCAUAUCAGCUUUCUUCAAGUUUACAGAUGUUACUGAAUUUAUGAUAGUAGGCGUUACAAUAGUAUACAUACGGAGAAUUUCGCAAUAAAAAUUGCCUAAAAGGGAGAAGAGGAAUGACGUACAGCAUAAAGCAUUAAAAAAAAGGAAAAGAAAAACUAAUAAGGGUACAGAUUACAACAAUUCGUCACGGCGGGUUUAGGCCAUUAGGUUCACGAGUCAUGGACUUAUCAAAUGUUACUUCUUCGCCUUACGUACUGAGUGACAUGAAGAAUUAAUUUUGUCUAGUGGAAUUUACUGCAUGUCAGUGUGAGAAUAAUGGUGAGAGUGUGAGAGAAAGUUUUCAGAAACAGUAGUGGGUUAAAAAGUAGAUUUAAUGUUAGUUUUGUCGACUGGACGUCUGUGUUCGUUAAAUCUGUCCUUUUGGCGUCGCUUAGUUUCACCUCUAUCUAGCCAGAUUUUUGAAAACGUUAUCGCCAAAGGUACCAAGCAGGGAUCUAUAGAUUUUGCGUCCAACAGUUUUUUUCGGCCAAAAAAUAUCUCCAAAGCAGCCAUUAUAAAACUAAGAGCGCUCCUUUGUUACUUUGAUUUUGGAGCUUAUCGGGCUUAAGAUACCGGCUUAUUGACGCCUUUUCACACAAAUGACUGCCAGUUUCGCUAGGUUGGUUUUCAAAAAAAUCGGCUAGACAUAUUAUAUUGAAAUUGCCGCUUUCGGUGGAGUAUUCAGUCUUGCUACUGCUUCUGCGGCUUCCCUCAAAGGACCCUUUUUCACCUGAGGCACUCGAGUGGACUAGUGUGAAUCUAAUGUCGUAUCCAGAUCCCUUGUCGACUCAUUGACAGGAGAUCUGGUACAAGCCGCUAGGCAUCCCCACUCCCAAAACCCUAGUGAUAUGGGAUCCCCUUCUCAUAUUACCUUAGCGAGUUGGGUAAGGGUUAGGAUUAGGGUUACAGGGGAUGCCCAUAUCAGAGAGGUUUUGGGAAUGGGGAUGCCCAAAACGGGGGAAAUGCCAAUACCAUUGCGACACCGAAAUGGAAAGCGAGAAGACGUUAGGCACGAUGUUGAUUUUCGGCAUUUUGAAUUUUCUUUUAAAAAUCGCUGACCUAGCAGUCAGGCAGCACGCAUCUUGCGCCCACGAUAGCUCCAGGGGAAGGAUCUGGUUCCUUUUUCACCGGAAAUUCUUAAAUUGCCUACUAAAACAUUGUGAAAAAUGUAAGUAAUUUAAGCCCCAUUCUGAUAUUUCAGAAUUGCUAGAAAACUAGAAACUGCUCAGGAUGCAAAAAGUUGCUCGAAACGAAAAAGUUGCUCGACACAUGAGAAGUUGCCAAAUAGUUGCCAAGCAACUUGUGCCCUAAUGAAUUCACAUAUUGCAAUCCUUUCCCUACCUACUGACGAUAUUCACUUUAUUUCUUAAAACAGGUGAAAGUGCUUUAAUCUCUGUUAAUUUUUAUGUUUAGAAAUCUUUACUGGGUCAUGGUUUUCCAGGCAUUCCAGGAUCAAAUGGCAUGCCUGGAAUGCCAGGCGUGCCAGGGCCGCAAGGACCCCAGGGAAGAGAAGGCGAUAAGGGACAAAUUGGUGAUAAGGGAUCGCAAGGAAUGCCGGGUCCAAGAGGAGACAAAGGUCACGAAGGGUAUCCCGGGAAGAGUGGAACGCCAGGAAUUAAGGGAACAAAAGGUGAACCGGGGGUUGUGGGGAUGAAAGGAGAGCGAGGCAUUGUGGGAAAUCAAGGGAGAAAAGGAGACAAAGGAGAGAAAGGAGAAAGCGCCAAAGCAAGUCAAGCAAGUGUAGUACCACAAACCAACUGGAAACAAUGUGUAUGGAAAGCAGUCAGCGGCACUGGAAACGGAAAGAUUAAGGUAAACAAGGAACCGGCUUUAUGCGGACCGCCGUGAGUAUAGUGUUUGAUCUCAAUCGGUGUUAAAACGUUGGAAGUUUAAGCUUUUGCUGGGAUUGAAUUAAGAACCAAUUUAAUAGCAAUGCGGCUAUCAAUCUCGUCAUCGUCUCAGCUUUUAUUUCCCUUUUCAGCUUCUAUUAAUUAAUUACCUACGUUAUUUAGCAUUAAAAGAGUCGUAGCCUAAAUAAUCACUGUUCGUGUUUGUCUUUGUAUUUUUUCCCUAGAACUGUACUUUUAACAAGCUGAUGUCGAAUACAGCCCUUAAAGUCUCAUUCCAGGGCAUCAUGAGGGUAAUAGGGGAUAAUAAGUGUAAUCGAUGGUAUUUCAAGUUUAACGGAAACGAAUGCAGCGGACCAAUGACGAUUGAGGCUAUUGUUUACAACAACUGGCAUUAUGGGAACCCUGAACUGCUGCAUCAUCGGUCAUUUGAGGGAUACUGUGAAAACAUACCACAAGGGACGGUAAGAGUGGAAUUGUGGGUAGGAGAGUGUCAUGGCCAAACCUUGGGCAAUGCUGAAACUGGAUGGAAUUCAGUGUCCCGGAUAAUGAUUGAAGAAGUAUCUAGGCCCCAGUCCUAAUAAGGAAAUCUCCAGUUUCCUUUGAAAAAAAAAACAACAAGCAUUAAACAAAACAAAACAAAACAAAACAAAAAACUAACAAAUAGAUCUACAGAAAAAAUUAAAGUACAGGUCGGUGGCAUUUUAAUUUUCCUUUGAGCUGUGUGUUACAGUCACCAGACGUCAGUGUCAAAGGUCUCCAUGAUAUCUGCAUGAUUGUGCCGUUCGCAAUCGUUAUAUUUCAAAAAAUGAUGUAUGGCUCAGAGGAGGUUGGACAGCAGUUCGCAAAGGAUCAUAGGACGAAUUAUCAAGUAGCUCAGUUAUAACGAAACCGUUGAGGUAGACGGAUCUCCGUGAUUCACGCCUUUUUGGCCGAUUUUAGCUUCAAUUGUGCUAGAAUUCCGCAUAUUUUCGCACAAAAAGUUUGUCCUAUCAAAGAUGUUAUAAAUUUCUCACGGCUAAGUGAUUGAGAUGCCUUUAAAACAUGUUUAUUUUAUUUGGCGUCGUCCAAAGUUAGUGGGCUUGUGGCUAGCCUGCGUAGCUGGCGGUAUUGUGUAGUAGUCGAGUGAGAUUCGGCGGCGGAGCCGUUGUAAUAUAGUCGAGUGAGAUUUGACGGCGGAGCCGUCACGAGCGGCGAAGCCGCGAGAAAUACCGCCUGCCAGAGAACCAUGAUUUUUCGAAUGCCGCCAACUUUUGUCACCUUAGCUGAUCGCAAUUAAAUCAGCCAGUCAAAGAGAAACCUGCAAUUUCAUACUUCCGAUUAUUUUCGCGCGAGACAGUUUAGAAAUAAGCGUUGACAGGCUAAACACGACUCCUAAGCUCGUGAUAAUGUGAAACGUGACCUUGUGAGUUUGCUUGAACAGAGGGUUUUUUAUUUUCUCGGCCAGCGGGGUGCACGCUACUUCCCAUACAUUCUCUUAAAUGAAAUCCAAACGAUGUUCUCACAACUUGCAAAGCGAUCAGCAAGGGUCUUGCCAGCGGAUUUGAGUACUGAUCAUGCGCAUUACGUCAAAAACCAUAGAUCAACGGUCUUGAGAAAAAACAAAAACAUGGCAGUCGAAGGCGGGACUGUUAAUCACUAUUAUAUUUUGGUAAUUCGCAAAUUUAUUGAUUUUAUGUCGCUUUUCAGACAUAGUGUGUGGUUUUCUUGUUCUGUUAAACAAUUUCCCUUUGCAGAGUUUGGAAUAUGCAACAUAUAGCUACAAUAGCUCCGUAUAGCUGCUAAGAAAAGGCCGCCGAAGAGUUGAGCUAUCGAGCAGUGUUUUGCUGCAAACCUAAGGAAAGUUAAAGUCGCUUCAAGGUACAGAGCUUUCAGUAGUAGUUUUGAUUUGUUUUAGGAUCGUUUUGAAUUUUAACUUUGGAUUCAAGGAGUUGACUGAUCGAAAUAAACGAAGUGAAAUGUUAUGAAGUGUUAAUUUUUAUUCAGUUAUGAUAUGUGGAGCAGUAAGCUCAUAUUUAUAAAGCUUUCUUGAAUAUACUUGCUUCCGAGAAAUUUGACACUUGCUCCAGUAUUUUUUUAUAUCAGCAUCAAGUUAUCCUUGCCCGGCAAAAACGAUGUAACCUAUAAAUAGAUCCAUCGAGCGCGUUGUUGUUGGUUAAGAUCUAGCACGAUUGCGUUUUAGUUUCCCCCGCAUUUCAGUACCGAAAGACAAAUACUAUAUGCAAGAAAAACAAAGUUGCAUGAUAUAAUUUUUUCAAUUUUUUAAGCAUUUCUGAUUUCCUCUGCCGGUUCGAUUCAAUUCUUGCUUCUAAAAUAUUUACUGUGGGAAAAAUACUGUAAUUAUCCGCUGACCACUACGCUGGGUGACCGCUUUGCAAGUUGUGAGAACAUCGUUUCUCGGUCCCAGACCUCGUCUCUUCCCCCCUGUUCUCGGCUCUCGCGCGAAGGUUACUAGCACUACACAGUGCAUGUAUCAUUCAAACUUUGACUGAGUAAAAUUUUUUUUUUGCAACACCAGGUCAUGAAGCUGGUUUGUUACAUGCAUGCUGAGUAACCAUUUCCGGUGGUUUAUUGUUCUGUAGGUGUUCCUGAUAGGAUUUGAUCUCAGAUGCAGUUGUAUAGUGUUUUAAUUUUCUUUGACCUUUGUUUCUUACGGCUAAAUAUUAAAAGACAGUUCCAGCGCUGUGAAGUUUAAAGACGCCAUUUCGGCAAUUUGGUCAUCAAUUAUGCUCUUUUAAAGCGGAAAUCACAAUCACUUUACAUGUACGUCUUUUUCAGUUUGUCAUCUGCUCCCUAAAUUGGGAAAUAUAUGCGAAGGCUCAUCUAACAUGAUUGACAUAUGUAUGGCCCUCGACCAAUCCGUUUCCCCGCACACUGGUGUGCGGACUAUUCAAAACACCGGCGUUUUCUGGCAGGCGGUAUUUCAAGCGCCUCGUCCCUACUCCCUUUUUGGAACACGGCUCCGCCGCCAAAACUUUAAUCUCGCACCCACACAAUACCGCCAGCUACGCAGGGUAGCUUGUGGCUUGCAAAAAACACGAGCUGUGUCAACUGUGUGCGUUAACCUCUCCAGACAGCGAAGGUUAUAAUUGCGAAUACCCAUUAAACUGACCGAUUAGAGAUUCGAAUGAUGGUGAGCAGUGCAAUGGGCAAGACAAAUGUCCCACAGAUUUGAGAUUAUGUAAUUUAGUAUCUUUCAAUCACUUAGUUUUAAUUGAUCGAUGGUCCGCUUGAGUUUAUUCUUUGGAUUGCUUAUUUGUAAUUUACAAGCUAAGUAAGCUUAUAUUUCGAUUUUUGAAGAUUGAAAUCACAAAUAAAGGUGUAUUAUUGAACUGAAUGAAUGCUAGGUACAUACAUAAUAGCUUUGGCGAACGUACUGGACUACUGCAUAAUUGGAGGCAAAAAAAAAACCCUAAGUAAAUUCCCCAUAAAAAAUAUUUCAAGGGCAGCAUUUUAGUUUAAAAGACUCAAUGUAGUGGUUUUAUUUCGUGUAGUAGUGGUAUAAAUAAUGUGCAGUGGUAUAAAUAUCCUUACAGAAUGAUAUACAGUAAAAAUCUGCAACUAAAUAACCUGGUUGUUGAGAGCGUGUUAGGCUAAAAUUUGCCUGUUAAGCCCCCUCUAUAAAAGAACCUGUUAAGCCUAAUAUUUAAAAGAAGGUUCCUAUUUUCUAAAAUCUGUUUAAGUAAAUUCUGUGCACUUGGGCAAAUAAGAUAUGCCAACAUUCGGGAUCCUCUUUAGAGACACAGUUGCCAUAUCACUGCCUAUGCCUAUAUAUCAUACAGCAAAAUAUGUAAGGGAUAAGCUGAAUACCACUGAAUAGUCUUAGCUUGAAUCUAUUUUUUCUUCUGAAAUAGGAACCCAUCCUCGGAGACCCAGGGGCCUAAAUUUGUGCUAAUUACCAUUUAUUUAAGAACCUGUUUAGCGAGGCUAACCUAGGAAAUAUGCAGGUUCUUAGUCGCACGUGUUAACUGUAUUCUUGCUUGAUGCUUCUCAUAAAAGGUAAUAAUAUGCACAGCGUGUUUACCAAAUCUCAGAAACAAUUGAAUCAAACAAUAAUGAGUUAUCAAUUCUUCAGGAUGUAUCUCUUUGGUCCUGUGCUUGUAAAUCUAAAAAGAAAAGAGAUCACAAGAAACAAUUGACUAGAAUUUCCUCCAGCGUCGCAAACAAAAUGAAAAGCUCCCAUAUCAAGAAAACAAAGAGGGUGUACUUGCACACUAGGUCAAUGUUAUUAUCGUAGCCUUAUACACUACAGAUGCAUAAAAUCUCCCAAAACAGAGCUCGUGACCCCGCUUUGAGCGAUGACACACUGCUUAAUCUAUGCGAGAAAACGAUAAACUGUACUCAAUAAUACAAAAACCAAAAUGAAGAAUAUAUUAGAACGCAAAUAAGACUCAUAGUGACGAUUUAUGAUGAGCCGGAAUGUUUUCCCACGUGAGGCCGACUGAAGUGUGGUUGAAAUGUCACACAUCGCAUUAUUUACUUCUGCACAUAAUAAGUUUUAAAUGGAAAAUUACUCGAAAACGGAAAUGGGGGCGAGGGGAGGGGGGGGUAGAAGGGGGCGACCGUACAAAAUGGAAGAUCAAUAUUUUUCCUUCAAAGUUUUGUGAAAAGUAGACCAAUCAAGACACGGAGAAGCGAAAGAGUCCCACUUCAAAUCGUAUCACUCAAAACACCGAAGAUGACCAGCCAUUUUGGAAUGUCGAGCAAAGCACAGUGAAAAUAUACCCUAAAAAUCCACUCACCUUAAAGAUUUUCGCAUCAAUAGAAUCAAGAAGCCCCAGCUACACCAGCAGAGGAAUUCCUUGACGAAUCGAUGACGGAAAACGAGGAAUAAAACGAAAUUAUUGAGGCGGCCAACUAUGCUUGGAAUAUUCAUCUCACGAUCUGCAGCAAGAUGAUUUUUGCCAAUCGUGAUUGGUCGAAAUUGCUCCCUUGAAUCUUUGCAAACUGCUGUACAAACCUCCUCUGGUAUGGCUAAAGACUAAAUCAGUGUUAAGUAAAAAAAUUCAGGUUACCCUUUACCUUGAGAUCGACCAUUUUGAGUCUUCGACUUAUGAAUUGAAUAAUCGUUCAUCUGACAAAAAAAGAAAAAAGUGUUUCAGCAUUGUGUAUAAAUUUUUUGCCUAACAACGUUGCUCCCUUAGGAAUUUUUUCUUUAUUAAAAAUUUCUAGAAAAAAAAUACAAUUUGACGCUUAAACUAGUUUGAGACGCAUUUAAACAGUCUGCCUGGGAUAGUGUUACAGUUACUCGUUUAGGCAGGUGAGGUGUGAGGUGUGGCGGCUUGAUUUAGGUGUAGCUUAAAUCGAAAGAAAAUGGGAAAAGGGAAAUUGAAUGAAAACUACAGUAAGAAACCUAACUGAAUUUCAUUGACCAUCGUCAAAUACUGACUUUAUUUCAGUCGUGAUCACAAUAGAGCAUUUCCGGGUCACGUAACAAAUUAAAGAAAAACUUUUUUUGUAAAAUUCAUUGCAAUAGUUAAGAUGUUUAAUACAGUUAUGUCAUAACUUGAGCAUUCUUCAAUUUAUAGUUUGGAUCAGUUGAAAGAAGUGGGACGUUUUAAUUUAUUCUUUGUUUUAAUAGAGGGUCUUUCUUAUUUUUCAUUUUGUUAGAGCAUUUGCUUCAGUGUACAAGGCAUUAAGUAAAAUGUAAGGCAAGGGUCUUGCCAGCGGAUUUGAGUACUGAUCAUGCGCAUUACGUCAAAAACCAUAGAUCAACGGUCUUGAGAAAAAACAAAAACAUGGCAGUCGAAGGCGGGACUGUUUCUCACUAUUAUAUUUUGGUAAUUCGCAAAUUUAUUGAUUUUAGGUCGCUUUUCAAACAUAGUGUGUGGUUUUCUUGUUCUGUUAAACAAUUUCCCUUUGCAGAGUUUGGAAUAUGCAACAUAUAGCUACAAUAGCUCCGUAUAGCUGCUAAGAAAAGGCCGCCGAAGAGUUGAGCUAUCGAGCAGUGUUUUGCUGCAAACCUAAGGAAAGUUAAAGUCGCUUCAAGGUACAGAGCUUUCAGUAGUAGUUUUGAUUUGUUUUAGGAUCGUUUUGAAUUUUAACUUUGGAUUCAAGGAGUUGACUGAUCGAAAUAAACGAAGUGAAAUGUUAUGAAGUGUUAAUUUUAUUCAGUUAUGAUAUGUGGAGCAGUAAGCUCAUAUUUAUAAAGCUUUCUUGAAUAUACUUGCUUCCGAGAAAUUUGACACUUGCUCCAGUAUUUUUUAUAUCAGCAUCAAGUUAUCCUUGCCCGGCAAAAACGAUGUAACCUAUAAAUAGAUCCAUCGAGCGCGUUGUUGUUGGUUAAGAUCUAGCACGAUUGCGUUUUAGUUUCCCCGCAUUUCAGUACCGAAAGACAAAUACUAUAUGCAAGAAAAACAAAGUUGCAUGAUAUAAUUUUUCAAUUUUUAAGCAUUUCUGAUUUCCUCUGCCGGUUCGAUUCAAUUCUUGCUUCUAAAAUAUUUACUGUGGGAAAAAUACUGUAAUUAUCCGCUGACCACUACGCUGGGUGACCGCUUUGCAAGUUGUGAGAACAUCGUUUCUCGGUCCCAGACCUCGUCUCUUCCCCCUGUUCUCGGCUCUCGCGCGAAGGUUACUAGCACUACACAGUGCAUGUAUCAUUCCAAACUUUGACUGAGUAAAUCUUUUUUUUGCAACACCAGGUCAUGAAGCUGGUUUGUUACAUGCAUGCUGAGUAACCAUUUCCGGUGGUUUAUUGUUCUGUAGGUGUUCCUGAUAGGAUUUGAUCUCAGAUGCAGUUGUAUAGUGUUUUAAUUUUCUUUGACCUUUGUUUCUUACGGCUAAAUAUUAAAAGACAGUUCCAGCGCUGUGAAGUUUAAAGACGCCAUUUCGGCAAUUUGGUCAUCAAUUAUGCUCUUUUUAAAGCGGAAAUCACAAUCACUUUACAUGUACGUCUUUUUCAGUUUGUCAUCUGCUCCCUAAAUUGGGAAAUAUAUGCGAAGGCUCAUCUAACAUGAUUGACAUAUGUAUGGCCCUCGACCAAUCCGUUUCCCCGCACACUGGUGUGCGGACUAUUCAAAACACCGGCGUUUUCUGGCAGGCGGUAUUUCAAGCGCCUCGUCCCUACUCCCUUUUUUUGGAACACGGCUCCGCCGCCAAAACUUUAAUCUCGCACCCACACAAUACCGCCAGCUACGCAGGGUAGCUUGUGGCUUGCAAAAAACACGAGCUGUGUCAACUGUGUGCGUUAACCUCUCCAGACAGCGAAGGUUAUAAUUGCGAAUACCCAUUAAACUGACCGAUUAGAGAUUCGAAUGAUGGUGAGCAGUGCAAUGGGCAAGACAAAUGUCCCACAGAUUUGAGAUUAUGUAAUUUAGUAUCUUUCAAUCACUUAGUUUUAAUUGAUCGAUGGUCCGCUUGAGUUUAUUCUUUGGAUUGCUUAUUUGUAAUUUACAAGCUAAGUAAGCUUAUAUUUCGAUUUUUGAAGAUUGAAAUCACAAAUAAAGGUGUAUUAUUGAACUGAAUGAAUGCUAGGUACAUACAUAAUAGCUUUGGCGAACGUACUGGACUACUGCAUAAUUGAGGCAAAAAAAAAAAACCCUAAGUAAAUUCCCCAAAAAAAUAUUUCAAGGGCAGCAUUUUAGUUUAAAAGACUCAAUGUAGUGGUUUUAUUUCGUGUAGUAGUGGUAUAAAUAAUGUGCAGUGGUAUAAAUAUCCUUACAGAAUGAUAUACAGUAAAAAUCUGCAACUAAAUAACCUGGUUGUUGAGAGCGUGUUAGGCUAAAAUUUGCCUGUUAAGCCCCCUAUAAAAAGAACCUGUUAAGCCUAAUAUUUAAAAGAAGGUUCCUAUUUUCUAAAAAUCUGUUUAAGUAAAUUCUGUGCACUUGGGCAAAUAAGAUAUGCCAACAUUCGGGAUCCUCUUUAGAGACACAGUUGCCAUAUCACUGCCUAUGCCUAUAUAUCAUACAGCAAAAUAUGUAAGGGAUAAGCUGAAUACCACUGAAUAGUCUUAGCUUGAAUCUAUUUUUUCUUCUGAAAUAGGAACCCAUCCUCGGAGACCCAGGGGCCUAAAUUUGUGCUAAUUACCAUUUAUUUAAGAACCUGUUUAGCGAGGCUAACCUAGGAAAUAUGCAGGUUCUUAGUCGCACGUGUUAACUGUAUUCUUGCUUGAUGCUUCUCAUAAAAGGUAAUAAUAUGCACAGCGUGUUUACCAAAUCUCAGAAACAAUUGAAUCAAACAAUAAUGAGUUAUCAAUUCUUCAGGAUGUAUCUCUUUGGUCCUGUGCUUGUAAAUCUAAAAAGAAAAGAGAUCACAAGAAACAAUUGACUAGGAAUUUCCUCCAGCGUCGCAAACAAAAUGAAAAGCUCCCAUAUCAAGAAAACAAAGAGGGUGUACUUGCACACUAGGUCAAUGUUAUUAUCGUAGCCUUAUACACUACAGAUGCAUAAAAUCUCCCAAAACAGAGCUCGUGACCCCGCUUUGAGCGAUGACACACUGCUUAAUCUAUGCGAGAAAACGAUAAACUGUACUCAAUAAUACAAAAACCAAAAUGAAGAAUAUAUUAGAACGCAAAUAAGACUCAUAGUGACGAUUUAUGAUGAGCCGGAAUGUUUUCCCACGUGAGGCCGACUGAAGUGUGGUUGAAAUGUCACACAUCGCAUUAUUUACUUCUGCACAUAAUAAGUUUUAAAUGGAAAAUUACUCGAAAACGGAAAUGGGGGCGAGGGGAGGAGGGGGGGUAGAAGGGGCGACCGUACAAAAUGGAAGAUCAAUAUUUUUCCUUCAAAGUUUUGUGAAAAGUAGACCAAUCAAGACACGGAGAAGCGAAAGAGUCCCACUUCAAAUCGUAUCACUCAAAACACCGAAGAUGACCAGCCAUUUUGGAAUGUCGAGCAAAGCACAGUGAAAAUAUACCCUAAAAAUCCACUCACCUUAAAGAUUUUCGCAUCAAUAGAAUCAAGAAGCCCCAGCUACACCAGCAGAGGAAUUCCUUGACGAAUCGAUGACGGAAAACGAGGAAUAAAACGAAAUUAUUGAGGCGGCCAACUAUGCUUGGAAUAUUCAUCUCACGAUCUGCAGCAAGAUGAUUUUUGCCAAUCGUGAUUGGUCGAAAUUGCUCCCUUGAAUCUUUGCAAACUGCUGUACAAACCUCCUCUGGUAUGGCUAAAGACUAAAUCAGUGUUAAGUAAAAAAAUUCAGGUUACCCUUUACCUUGAGAUCGACCAUUUUGAGUCUUCGACUUAUGAAUUGAAUAAUCGUUCAUCUGACAAAAAAAGAAAAAAGUGUUUCAGCAUUGUGUAUAAAUUUUUUGCCUAACAACGUUGCUCCCUUAGGAAUUUUUUCUUUAUUAAAAAUUUCUAGAAAAAAAAUACAAUUUGACGCUUAAACUAGUUUGAGACGCAUUUAAACAGUCUGCCUGGGAUAGUGUUACAGUUACUCGUUUAGGCAGGUGAGGUGUGAGGUGUGGCGGCUUGAUAUAGGUGUAGCUUAAAUCGAAAGAAAAUGGGAAAAGGGAAAUUGAAUGAAAACUACAGUAAGAAACCUAACUGAAUUUCAUUGACCAUCGUCAAAUACUGACUUUAUUUCAGUCGUGAUCACAAUAGAGCAUUUCCGGGUCACGUAACAAAUUAAAGAAAAACUUUUUUUGUAAAAUUCAUUGCAAUAGUUAAGAUGUUUAAUACAGUUAUGUCAUAACUUGAGCAUUCUUCAAUUUAUAGUUUGGAUCAGUUGAAAGAAGUGGGACGUUUUAAUUUAUUCUUUGUUUUAAUAGAGGGUCUUUCUUAUUUUUCAUUUUGUUAGAGCAUUUGCUUCAGUGUACAAGGCAUUAAGUAAAAUGUAAUUUUAUGCUCAAGUUGUCUUGACUACUUCUACCGAAAGCCGGAUUAGGUUCAAAUUUCCUCUUCUCUACUCUCUGUACAAUACAUUGGUGGUCAACUUGAAGCCGGUAAACAAAUAGGCAUUAUAUAUCUCGACACGAGUAAGACUUUCGACAAAGUGGAUCACGCCAAGAUACACUGGUCCAAAACUUUGGAAUUCUUUAUCUAUUGAUGUUAAAAAAAUCAAGCCGUUUUCCAGUUUUCGUACAAUGCCCUGCAAUCUGAUCUUAAUGAUCUCGUAAGUUGGUCCGAAUCAUCUGGGCUCAUAUUUAAUCAGCCCAAGGGUAAAUAACAGUGCAUUAUCCGCAAAAGAACACCUGUACAGCAAUCUUAUCAUCAAUAAAACAACGUUGGAACUGAUCCUGUCAAACAGACUUGGUGUAUGGGUGUCAAGCAACCUUAUAUUACCUCGGACAAACAAGUGAUUGA